AUGCUUAUCAUAUCUGUCCAGGCCAUGAACACCUACAAAUCUGCCACGCACAGAUCCAACCUUGUCGUAUUGGCCGAGGCUCAAGCCACCAAAAUUCGGAUUGAUCACUUUGGGAAGGACGUCACGGCAAGGGGGCACUCUUCUGACCCUCAAGCUCUUGAGUUGAGUGGUACCAGCAACAGCAACGUCUUGCAGAAGCACAAGAUCACUCCCAAUGCCGAUCUCCUUGGGGCUGGGGAGAACUGCCAAGAUCGUGUUUCGGCUUCGACUACAUACGAAGUAAAGAAAGCUGCCAAAGCUCGAUACGGAAAGGCUCGUGACAGACCACUUAAUGCUUCCCACUCCAUGCUAUCGCAUAUCGACUUGUACUUCCUUGCUAGCUCUGCCAAGAUUGUGCAUAUGCACAGGUGGCUGUGGGAGGAUGUGAGGAAGGAGAUACAUAUGGUGCUUACGAAGGAGCAGUACAGGAUCGAAGAGCUAUCGCUGAGGAAGAAGAUGAGUGACGUCGAAAUGCUUCCGCAUCCAGGCAAGUAUACUAUUCGGGACUUUUCCAAGAGUCGUGCUGACCGUGUGGUCCAGCAGAACCGAAUAAUAGAUUGUCACGCCCAGCACCUAAACACCUCGGACUCCGUUUUGCCUCCAGCUAUGGAUGCUAACUACCUAUCCAAGCAGGUAGACCGGAGCAUUCUCGUUGAGUCGGUCAAGUUCGCGGAUAAGCUUGCCAAGGCCGAACCAUUGGCUACGAUACUUGUCGCCCGUCAGGGCCCCAGUCCAGAUAGGGAGUCGGACAAAGUCAUCACCAAGCGAGCCAAGGGCAAUAACCGAACUUCGCACCACCCGAUUGGAACUGCGGUGAUGGCAUCCGAGUCGUUUGGAGGUGUGAUGGAUGAGAUGCCGAAGGUGUAUGGAACGAGUAGUCUGCGAGUGAUGAGCGCCAGUGUCAUCCUGGUGCACCUUGCUGUUCAGCUGCACCAUACUGUCUACGGUAUUGCGGAAAGGGCAACUGACGUUAUCAAGAGUGGCUCGGGAUUCUAG
This is a messenger RNA of Rhizoctonia solani, 1035 nucleotides long. RefSeq names its product GMC oxidoreductase. Gene Ontology annotation, molecular function: flavin adenine dinucleotide binding; oxidoreductase activity, acting on CH-OH group of donors. Bases 1 to 1035 code for a protein of 344 amino acids. Lineage: Eukaryota; Fungi; Basidiomycota; Agaricomycetes; Cantharellales; Ceratobasidiaceae. The transcript is spliced from 8 exons. The record is from RefSeq and is a predicted model, not a curated record.